AUGGAGGCCAUUUCUCGCUUUGCAUACGAUGAUGUUUCGACUCUGACGACCUUUGACCUCUGCGACGAUACAGAAACUGAGACGGAUCAGGAAGGAGUUUUGUCCAAGUUUCUGUCCAAGUUUAGGACCGCCGUUUCGAGCCCAUCUCCAUAUACCCCAGCGCACGCUUCCGCUCGAUCGUCGUUGCAAUCGGUUCCCCGACCAGACGACGACAGCGGUACUAAGGAAACAGACACGUAUCUCAAAGAAAACGAAAAUUCAGCGCUUAACAUACCUACUGCAACUCAAACCGCUCACUUGAAGCCACUGAGUACGACAAGUGAAGAAAUCGAACGUCAGGAAUUGCAUGUUAUACCGCCUACACCUCCCGAUGCUGUUAGUCUUCAUCAUCAUCACGGUCGAUCUCCGCCAACGGCGAUUAUGCCGCGGCUCUCCGAUCUCGCCACCACAUCCAACCAUAUCUUAUCACCUAUGCUUCCUCCACGUUUAUCCACUGACUCUGGGCUCCUCGGUGAACCAAUGACAAAGACAUCGUCCUGUGACAGUGACACACAAUCUGUCAUGACAACUUUCUCUGUUUCCAACUCAAAUUCUCUCAGUCGCAUUCUAAAUCGUUUACGUGGCGACAAAUCCAAUAGAGAAUACUGGAUGCCCGACGAGCACUGCCAAAUCUUCUGCUCCAAAUGCGCUUCCCAGAUCAUUCGUGGCGAACGAAUCAGUCAAACCGGGAUCCAGCUUCGUGUAUGCAAUUAUUGCUUUUCCAAAUUAGAAGCGCAAGAGCAGGAAUCCUCGCUUCAGGAAGCUUACAUCUAUUCAGCAAGCAAACCCGCAGAUACCGAGGCAAUGCUUCAAUUGCCACCCGUGUUAUUAGAUCAAAAGCCUCUAUCAGUUGUACCUCAGAUGCAGAUUCCCACCACUACUGUGAAAGGUCGUCAGAACGAGCUGUACGGCGGUGAACAUUCCACGACAUUUUCACUCGAGAUACCCACAGGCACUUUAUUACCCUAUACGAAACCCUCUUCUUCCUCGGCGUUGUCUACCAGCAUGCCUGCUACACAUAUGCCUGGAUCUCCCAUUUUACCGACUCAGGAAUCUGAUACCGGACUAAAAAAACUAUUGCUGGCGACGAAUACGUUACUCAAGAAACCUCGAUCAAGGACCAGCACAGCAAAUAAUCUCGGCAUCGAUACCAGUUUUCUGCAGCCGGAUACCAAACAGUUGGGAUCUCCCCUUCCCUUUCGUCGCAAUUCAAUUACCAUGCAUUCGCCAUGCUUAGAUAGCGCUGGAGGGACGAUUUUGCCUUCGAAUGAAUACACACUUUCGCUUUCCGAUGAUGAAGAUGAUGAUCAUGCGGGAUGGGAUAAUAAUGCUCAAAACUUAUUAAAUUUCUUGGGUGGACAUUCGGAACGGCCCAAUUCAGGCAUUUUCAGUGGGUUUUUAACAGAUGAUCUUCUUGCCAAUGGCAUCUCAUUAAAAGCUGAGAGCGGAACGAGCGAUGAAGAUGGCCAUCCGUCGCCAAAAAUUCGGUUAACGCGAACCGAUGAACUCCGAGCUCGCGAACGAUCAAAUUCAUUGCGACGGCGCUUCAGUGUUGUCAACGGUCCAAAUCGGCCCAUUCGCUUGCGAACGCAAAGCUUGAUGCGAAACGCGCCCAUCACGACGUCGUGGCUAGAUAGCACCAAGGAUCUCGGACUCUCCUCAUUGACGGAUAAUGGUACUAGUAUGCUCGUCAGUCCUGUUGCAGAUGGAUCACAUCCUUUGCGAGAUUCUCUCGAGUUUCCCAACCGUACCAGACCUCUGUCCUCUCUAAAAUCUCGCCACCGCCGCGCUUCUUCCGUUCCAUUGACCAUCGAACUGAACGCGAGCGCACUGGAACACAUGCGCAAAAUGUUACGACAUAUGCUCAGCGAGACAAAUGACGAUAUUCGAGAACAUUGCGAUGAAUGGGAACAAGUGUUGAUGAACUUGCUGCUUAAAGUCUCUGACAAUGUGCAUCCAGAUAUUCGCGACGGCGAUGAAAUCGACAUCAGACACUAUAUCAAGAUCAAAAAGAUUGCUGGUGGUCUACCAAGUGACAGUUUCUAUGUCAAAGGCGUCGUAUGUUCAAAGAAUGUGGCACAUAAAAAGAUGGUCAAGACAAUCAACAACCCUCAGAUCUUGAUCUUGCUUUUCCCACUUGAAUGGUCGCGCGGAUCAUCACGCGGAGAACAUCAAUUCCAAUCCAUCAAGCCAGUUUUAGCUCAAGAAAAGGAAUAUCUGGAGAAGCUUAUCAACCGCAUUGUGGCUCUCAAACCAAAUAUCGUCCUUUCCAGUUCCAAUGUGUCCAGAUUGGCCCUUGAUUUUCUUCUCAAAGCCAACAUUGUCGUUGUCUACAACGUUAAGCUUAGUGUGUUGGAUGCAGUAGCUCGUUGCACAGGCGCAAGUAUUGUUUCUUCCUUCCUGCAGCUUAGCAAAGAGGGUUUGAAUCUGGGUCACUGUGAAUUGUUCGAGACACAGACCAUCGUCCACGAAUGGAUCGAAAACAGACGAAAAACGUUUCUCAAGUUUGACCAGUGCCCUCCUGACUUGGGUGCCACCAUCAUCCUACGUGGUGGAAGAGUAGAAACUCUCUGUGCCGUCAAACGGAUCCUCGAUUUCAUGGUCUUUGUCGUUCACAAUCUGAAACUCGAGUCCUUUUUACUACGUGAUUUCUCCAAGAUGCGCAAUGCUUUUAUCAAGCCCAAUCUCGUCGCAGAGCCAGGAGACAUCAAGCCGGAGGAGCGAGAUGGAGCGAUUCAAGCCAAUACUGCAAAUAAGGAGGUGAAAGCGGAGACGACCGACAAGGAACAAGCGCAUAGUCGAGUACAGCAACAGGAGAAAAAGGCGGGUAAUACGACGCACGAUUCGCCUCGCCCCGAUGAUAAAAUUGACGAUGACGACCCAUGGCUUACACCGAUCAAUAACUCCAUUCAACAACACGUCACGGCUACGCUGUCUGCUUCACCUAUUGUGCAAUUUCCUGAGCCCUACCUGUUGCUUCGACUGAAAGAAACGCAGAGAAAGCUGAUCAAGAUUAUCCGCUGCAAGAAACUGAGUGAACUGCCAGCGGAUGCCCCCGUCACUUUGUCGAGCACUCCCAACUUUUUCCGCGCCUUUGAACAAGUUAUCUGCGCCGAUCCUGAAUUUGAUCAGUUAUUGGAAGAGCAUCAUCAACGCUGGCGAGCACUUGAAGCUUACAUUGGAGAUGCUCCCGAUAACCUGUCCCCCUCGUAUCAUCAGCAAUUCGUCGUCUUAUAUACUAGCGUGUGUAAAGUAACCACUGUCCCUUGCCAAGGCCCCGAAAUGCGCAUGUUCGAGUAUUAUCGCCCGGACUCUGACUUGACGCUUGGACAGUAUAUUGAGGAUAUCGCCGCCGAUGCUCAGCUUCUGUGUCCGUCCAGUAUGUGUGAGCGAACCAUGCUUCAGCACUAUCGAUCUUAUGCUCAUGGCAACGCACGCAUCAAUGUUGAAAUUGAACAGUUCGAAUGCGCACAACCUAUCCUCACAAACAGUAUUCUUACGUGGAGUUAUUGCAAAUACUGCUCAAUGCAUACAUCCCUGGUUCCCAUGUCAGAAAAUAGUUGGAAAUAUUCUUUUGGCAAGUUUCUCGAGCUCAUGUUUUACCACGUUUCCGACACGACAUGGAAGACGGAAGGCUGCUCCCAUAACAUGUUUAAGGACUAUGUGCAUUAUUUUGGUGUCAAUGGCUAUACUGCGCGGUUCCAAUAUGAAGCCAUCGAACCUUAUGAGGUGCAUGUGCCUCCUAUGCAUCUUUAUGUCAACUCUGACAGCCAACGAGCGGCCAAAGAUAGUUUGCUUGAAUCCACGCGGACCAAAAUUACCAAAUACUACGAGUCUCUCGUUGAACGGAACAAACUCUUUUCUCUUGACAUUGUUCAGCCCAGCAUGGUGGAAUCAUGCAAAGAGCAGUUGCAAGAAAUGUCGCGACGUGUUACUGGUGAAAAGAAACAGAUGCUCCAGUUUUUACAGUCAGUAUACGCUACGACGUCCAGUACAGACACCCUUAGCUUGAACCAAGUUCGUAUCAAGCUGCAGAUGAAUGUGAUGCAAUGGGAUAUAGAGUAUGCCGAAUUUGUGAAACAGUAUGUUCGUCCGGAACGGGAAUUGCGUCGCCUCACAGCAAGCCAUUUGAAGAAGAUGCUGCCUGCCGAUUCCAUUAUGCUCAGUACACCGGUUUCGAGCCUCGAUUUGCGAACCAAACGAGCAACAGAGGCGGUGGAUUUACCAUUGCUCGAUGUGGGACUGGAUGAUGGCCCUACCGAUCUGUACGGUGUUUCUGGUACUGUGACUGACGCUUCUGUUGGCGCUCCAUUAUCGCCGCUGAAACAACUACCAUUACUGGGAGAAUCGCCUACUACUGCUUCUCCUUGGCUCGAAGAAGAGGAACGCCUGAACAGUCUUCUGCAAGAGAUGCAUGAUCAGCAACUGAACGCGGCUAAAAAACGUGGCAUGGGCCCCAUUCAAGAGACGAUCGAGAAAAUUGAAGAAGAUGCAGCAUCCCAGCUACUUGACCCCAGCGUAGCUAGACGAUUAUCCUUGGAGCUCAUGAAAGACAAUCUCAAACAAAACUCCGGUUCAUGGAAAUCAGCAACAGAUACGGAAGGAACAAGCACCGAUUUGACGAGGCCUGGAAAUAAGAAAGACUUUGGAUCUACCGGCCCACGUAUGCCGCUAUUGGAUCAUCGCGCUGCUGUUCUACCGCUGUUGUCGUCUAACGCUUGCAAACGUCUGACAGAGUUAUUAAACGACACUCAAAUAUCCAAAUCCAAAAGUUCUCCGUCACCUUCAGGUAGCUUAUUAGCGUCUCGCAUCCCCGAGCCUUCCCGUACUUCCAAUCGCAAGCGUCCGACAGCCAUGAAUGAGGUAAAACCUGCACCGGUACCGGUCAAGAAGACCGCCAAUAGUCUGAAUCCUCUGAGAGGCAUGGCUCUGCCAGAAUGGACUCCUCGAAAGGAACUUCCGUUGAGCGGAUAUCGUUAUGGUUUUCGCGGAUCAAGUGAGCGAGGCAAUCUCUCUCAUCCAAGGUCACGUCCUCGACCUACCAAUACGGGAAACAAACUGCAGACCAAAGCGGAAGCAAUAGGUGAACCAGAAGCAGCCAAAUCGACCAAAACAGGCCCAGCAGCUUCUUCCGGUAGCUCGAAAAUACGAUUUUCAAAGGCUUUUCUCAACCAUGCCAAAGCGCGUGGUAUACGACAGCGGUUGCCUAGCAAAUCAUCCAUUGAAGUAUAUACUACUAUAAAUGAACUAGUACGUGACGAAUCAGAUGACGAGUUUCCGGUUCUCGAGCUUGAUGAUGCUACCGAUGUUGAGUUAGACGACGAAGACGGAGCAAAUCAACACCAAUCUUUGAAUCGAACAUUUUCUCUGACACGUACGGAUGAAUACGACGAAUCACUCGGUCGCGAAGAUAUGCCGCCACCUUACUCUCGCGAUCCUUUGGGCAUCCUUGGCACUACGUUGCCACAUUUGAGUUUUGAUCCUGAGGAUAGUCAAGCAGCGCGCACCAAGAUGGUCGAUACCGAUAAUUCAAAUAUGGUCAGUCCCAGCGCUUCGUUGUUGGAUGUGCCAAAGCAAACAACUCUAGAUAAUGCAGGUCUGGAACUAACGUCUAGUGGUCCUGAGCGCAAUUCAUUUAUUCGCGCCAUCACAAGUAUGCUUGCAGAGAAGGGACUCGGUAACCUAUUACCGCUGGAGUAUCCAUUAUCGCCACUGGAACACGUGUUUCCCGGUUCACUUAUCGUCGUGGGGGAAGAUGAGCCGAGCACAAUUGUUGCCUACACGCUCAGCUGCGAUGAUUACCUAGAAAAGUUGCAGGAAAUCCGAGAAGGAUAUGCCGAGGAAGUGAGUUUGUCCGAAGAUGGUGAAAAGUCUGCUACAGGCGCAGCAUCAAUGACAGAUGCUGGCGAAGCAUCCUCGACAACGUCUGGCAUGGCCUCUGGCGUGUUUAUUGAACGCACACUGCGUAGCAAGUCCGGUAUCCAUGUGAAAUACUAUUUUACGGAUGGCACCACAAAGUUUUUCUGCAAGAUAUUUUUUGCCGAACAAUUUGAUGCAUUGCGUCGAAAUUGCGGUUGCGAUGAAAGUUUUGUAUCGUCUUUGGCUAGUUGCUGCAAGUGGGACUCUUCGGGUGGCAAGUCAGGAUCAGUCUUUCUAAAGACAAAAGAUGAUCGGUUUUUGAUUAAACAGAUAUCAAAGUACGAAAUGGAUGCUUUUCUACGCUUUGCACCAUCUUAUUUCCAGUACAUGUCGGAAGCAUUUUUCCAUGAGUUACCCACGGUGCUUAGUAAAAUUUUUGGCUUAUACCGUAUUGGCUUCAAAAACACCACGACAGGAAGAUCUAUGCGAAUGGAUAUUCUUGUUAUGGAGAAUCUGUUUUAUCAGCGGGUGGUCAAAAAGAUUUUUGAUUUGAAAGGAUCCAUGCGGAAUCGGCACGUCCAAGUAACAGGGAAAGAAAAUGAAGUCCUCCUGGACGAGAAUAUGGUGGAGCUGAUGUUUCAAUCUCCUUUAUUUUUGCGAUCUCAUUCUAAGGAAAUGCUACGUGGCUCGCUACAUAACGAUACCCUAUUUCUUUCUCGACUCGAUGUCAUGGACUAUUCUUUGCUUGUUGGUGUUGAUGAAGAAAGGCAAGAACUCGUAGUUGGCAUUGUUGAUUUUAUCCGCACAUUUACGUGGGAUAAAAAACUGGAGAGCUGGGUCAAGGAGUCUGGUAUAUUGGGUGGUGGUGGUAAAGAACCUACCAUCAUCUCUCCAAGACAGUAUCGCCUGCGUUUCAGAGAGGCUAUGGACCGUUACUUUUUUACUGUUCCUGAUUUUUGGGCCACGAAACACAUGCGUAACCACUACGAUGUAAACCAUCAUGCACAUCACCAUCAUUCAACCAUGGAAAAUGCAGCAUAG
Molecule: messenger RNA, 6939 nt
Organism: Radiomyces spectabilis
Lineage: Eukaryota; Fungi; Mucoromycota; Mucoromycetes; Mucorales; Radiomycetaceae
Exons: 10
Coding region: 1-6939 (2312 amino acids)
Biological process (GO): phosphatidylinositol phosphate biosynthetic process
Cellular component (GO): endosome membrane; fungal-type vacuole membrane
Molecular function (GO): ATP binding; 1-phosphatidylinositol-3-phosphate 5-kinase activity
Source: RefSeq, a predicted model, not a curated record